AUGAACCAAACAAGCAUAUCAAAAUUACAAAUAGGAAGAGUCGAAUUUCUUUCAACCUUCAACAUUUUUCUGUCCAUCGCUGCAUCACUGGGCAAUGCUCUGAUCCUUGUUGCUCUUCAUAAAGAGACUUCUCUUCAUCCACCGACAAAACGUUUGUUCCAAUGUCUGGCGAUCACCGAUCUCUGUGUUGGAGUUAUUUCGCAACCACUUUUUGCCGUUUUCCUUUUGUUGUCUGUAACAACUGGAAUGAACGGGAGAUUUAUUUUCUACAUCGAUAAGCUAUAUAACGCCUCAAGCUUUGUUUUGUGUCAAGUAUCGAUCUUAACAUCUGGUGCAAUAAGCGUGGACAGACUUCAAGCCCUGUUAUCUGGACUGAGAUACAGACAUGUUGUAACAUUAUCACGAGUUCGCGCAGUUAUCAUUUGCUUUUGGUUGAUUGGUAUAUCAUGUGGAUCGAUGUACUUUUGGAAUGUUAAUGCUGCCUUUACGGUUAGCUUUACUCUUAAAAUAAUUUCUCUAGCAACCUCUGUCCUCUCCUACUCGACGAUUUAUCUGAAGCUUCGACAACAACAACUUCAAGUGCACGCAGCCCUGCAAGGAAAACCUAGAGGAAGACAGGUGGCUCUGAACAUAGCACGAUACAAAAAGUCGGUUUCAAGCGCAUUAUGGGUGCAGUUAUUGUUAGUUACAUGCUAUAUCCCGUAUAUCGUUGUGCGGGUUAUGCUCAUGACAUAUGGCCAAAUAUCUGGAAGUAAAUUUGAAAUUGCUCGCUACGUUACAGCAACUCUUAUCUACCUAAAUUCGUCUCUAAACCCGAUCCUUUACUGCUGGAGGAUCGGCGCGGUACGUCAAGCAGCUAAAGACACAAUCAAACAACUGAACUGCUGUAAAUCAGACUAG
This is a messenger RNA of Orbicella faveolata, 900 nucleotides long. RefSeq names its product melanocortin receptor 5-like. Gene Ontology annotation, molecular function: G protein-coupled receptor activity. Lineage: Eukaryota; Metazoa; Cnidaria; Anthozoa; Scleractinia; Merulinidae. Gene Ontology annotation, biological process: G protein-coupled receptor signaling pathway. Gene Ontology annotation, cellular component: plasma membrane. The record is from RefSeq and is a predicted model, not a curated record.